Molecule: messenger RNA, 1377 nt
Organism: Acytostelium subglobosum LB1
Lineage: Eukaryota; Evosea; Eumycetozoa; Acytosteliales; Acytosteliaceae
Exons: 4
Biological process (GO): attachment of GPI anchor to protein; protein localization to cell surface
Cellular component (GO): membrane; GPI-anchor transamidase complex
Source: RefSeq, a predicted model, not a curated record
ACUAAUGAACGAAAGAUGAAAGCAAAGGAUACACAACAACAACAACAAUCAACAUCAUCGACAGCAUCGACAUCAACGGCAUCAUCAACCAAAACAUGUACAUUUACUAGCUUCCUUUGGAUCAUAUUAGUGGCGGUCAUACUGCGACUAGUACUCUAUUAUCAAGGCUUCCACAAUGUACUCUCACAGAGGAAUGAGAUCAGCACACCUCUUACAGGCUUCAAACGAUUGACUGAAGGAUUGCAUCUACAUACACUUGGAUUGUCACCUUAUGCAGGUUCGGCAUACCAUCAGGCACCUCUGUUAUUGCUGGCUUUCAUGCCACUGCAUGGUCUACAUAUCAUAGCAUCGCAGUUGAUGUUUGUAUUGGUCGAUGUGAUCAUUGCCUAUCUGCUACGGCGCAUCACUGUGCUGGCGGGCAGUGUAUUGCCUCAAGAGAUGGGUGGCGACCCUAAGCUGGCACAAUCAAACUUCCCCAAUGUUGUGGCUGCCAUCUACCUCUUCAACCCAUUCACUCUAUUCACCUCUGUUGGCAUGAGCACCAUCGUCUUUAACAACCUCUCUAUAAUCGCCUCUCUAUACUUUGCCUUGUCUGGCAACAUGUUCUUGUCGUUGUUCUCUGUGGCCUCUGCGGUCUACAUCUCAAUCUAUCCAAUCAUGUUGAUAUUCCCCGUGUCAUAUAUACUCAAGCGUACGACAGCAAGCAAGUCUAGCGUGGUCUUUGCAAUCAAGACCGUCUUGCUCUUUAUCUUCUCUCUUGGCUCCCUCCUCUACAUAUCCUUCACACUCCUCAACUCUUGGGAGUUCAUUGAGAAGUGCUACUGGUUCACAUUCCUCGUUGAGGACCUCACGCCCAAUAUUGGUCUGUUCUGGUACUACUUUAUCGAGGUGUUUGAACACUUUAGGAACUUCUUCCUGUUCAUCUUCCAGUAUCAUGUGUUCAUCUACACGAUACCAUUGGCCAUCAGACUGAAGAACCAUCCUUUGUUCUACUUCUGGACAUUGUGCGCCAUUAUCGCCACGUUCAAAUCCUAUCCGGCAAUGGGCGACACUUCGCUCCACUUGGCGCUGCUGCCCCUGCUGUACGAGCCACUCAAGGGCGUGCGAUACUCAUUCAUCAUUGUCGUGGUUGGAAUCUACGUAACGGUGCUGGCACCCAUUCUCUGGCAGAUGUGGAUCUACCAAGGAACGGGCAAUGCCAACUUCUACUACACCAUCAACCUAGUAUUCACUCUGGCUCAAGUGUUGCUCAUUGUCGACUCAUUCUCCGUGUUGUUAAAGUUGGACUAUAUCAAGAAGAUUAACUCUAGACAGCAGCAACAGCCACAGCAAGAGGGUGGCAACAGCAGCAGCGGCGGCGGUAAAGGAAUAAAGCAA